GGCCCGGGCGGGGCCAUGGGCCAGGUGCUGCCUGUCUUCGCCCACUGCAAAGAAGCACCAUCCACUGCCUCCUCCACCCCUGACUCCACAGAUGGUGGCAACGAGGAUUCGGAUUUCCGGGAGCUGCACACUGCCCGGGAGUUCUCGGAGGACGAGGAGGAGGAGACGACGUCGCAGGACUGGGGGACCCCCAGAGAGCUGACCUUCUCCUACAUCGCCUUCGAAGCCGGGGGCAGCCGCAGGGACUCUGUCCAUCGCCGGCCUCGGCCCUCCGGCCGCUCCGAGCCCCGGGAACCAGGCCCACCCGGUCUGGGAGACAGCUUGGAGAGCAUCCCCAGCCUGAGCCAGUCUCCGGAACCUGGACGGCGGGCUGCCCAGGAAGGUCCUCCUCAGGCCGAACUUCGGCUCCGCUUGGACCAGCUGGCCUGGGAGUCGGGGCUGGCGACAUCAGAGGACUCGACUAGCAGUCCCUCGGAGGAGGAGGAGGACAAGGAUCAGGAGGAGGAGGACAGACCUGAGCCCAGACUGGCUGGGGAAGAAGACUUAGAAGUGCCAUUCCCCACAGCUGAGCCCUCGCUGCCUGAGGUCUGUUGGCCACAUCUCAACCCACAGCCAGAAACUCCGACCCUCCAGACCCACACACCUUCCCCGCCUCUUUCUCUGAGAUCUCGGGACUCUAACUCUUGGCGGGAAGAGGAAGAUCAGGAAGAGGAGGGGGAGGUAUGGGGAACAGCUGAGCGAGAACCAAUCACCGGGCAGUGUCUGGAAAGCUUGGACCAAUCAGGGAUCACUCUAGAAAUUCAGGUCCUAGUGGCAGAGCUCCUGUACUGGCGGGACACGCGGACGUCAGGGGUGGUCUUCACGGGCAUCAUGGUCUCCCUGCUCUGCCUCCUCCACUUCAGCAUUGUCUCCGUGGCCUCGCACAUAGCCCUGGCCGUGCUGGCCGUCACCAUCUCUCUCAGGGUUUACCACAAGGCACUGCAGGCUGUGCACCGCGGUGAUGGGGCCAACCCCUUCCAGGCCUACCUGGAUGUGGACCUGAGCCUGAGCCGGGAGCAGAUAGCUCAUUACACCGAGCAGAUCACAACUCAUGUGUUUUCUGGGGUGACGCUCAUGAGACACCUGUUCUUGGUGGAGGACCUGGUUGAUUCCCUCAAGUUCGCUCUCCUCUUCUACAUCCUGACCUUCGUGGGAGCCGUUUUCAAUGGAAUGACUCUUCUUAUCUUGGGUGUGAUAAGUGCAUUUACCUUCCCUUUGCUGUACCGGCAACACCAGGCCCAGAUCGACCAGUACGUCGGGCUGGUGAACAAUCAGCUGAGUUACAUCAAGGCUAAGAUUUAUUCAAAGAUCCCAGGGACCGGGGCCUCUGCAAGUUCCAAAGCCAAAGCCGAAUGAGCCCCUCUUCCGGCCGGCCCGGGACCCGCCUGCCCACAGCCCCCGGUGCCCCUCCCGAUGACCCUGCCUGCCCCCCUCCCUGCCAGCCUCCCCAGUCCUGCUCACACACACACACACUCUCACACACCUUCCGGUUCUGGCGAACCAGCCAGGGCCUCUUCAUGCUCAAAUACCCAGCCCCCCUCCCCGCUCCGUGCCGCCCUCGCCCUCCACGGCCUUCAGGAUGACCUGGGAGCACCUGGGAGUUCGCUGACGGCCCGGGUGCUCAGAAAGGCCAGAGACUUGUACGCUGCAGCCGGGACAGCCAUCCCCUGGUUCCAGGAGCUCAGCCCCUCUCUCCCUUCUCGCCUCCCCCCGGGGUGUUGGGGCAGGGGGGGCCUCCCUGUCUGCCGCCCUGUCCCCGCCCCCGGGGCAUUAUGGGGUUGAGGAAAGAACCGAGCUUGGGUUUACACUUUAAUAAAAACUUGUGGAAAACUA
Antechinus flavipes (yellow-footed antechinus) is the source of this 1872-nucleotide messenger RNA. It is a transcript of the gene RTN2, whose product is annotated as reticulon 2. The record is from RefSeq and is a predicted model, not a curated record. Lineage: Eukaryota; Metazoa; Chordata; Mammalia; Dasyuromorphia; Dasyuridae. Bases 16 to 1395 code for a protein of 459 amino acids. The transcript has 10 exons.